Messenger RNA from Larimichthys crocea (large yellow croaker), 1733 nucleotides. RefSeq names its product coagulation factor II (thrombin) receptor (gene f2r). Gene Ontology annotation, cellular component: plasma membrane. The coding region runs from base 141 to 1484 and encodes 447 amino acids. The transcript is spliced from 3 exons. NCBI's taxonomy places the organism in Eukaryota, Metazoa, Chordata, Actinopteri, Sciaenidae. The record is from RefSeq and is a predicted model, not a curated record. Gene Ontology annotation, biological process: blood coagulation; thrombin-activated receptor signaling pathway; positive regulation of blood coagulation. Gene Ontology annotation, molecular function: thrombin-activated receptor activity.
GCAGGAGGCGGAGUAUCCACACUGGUCUGUAAUAACACGUUUAUGCUGGCAGGAAAAACACUUCAGUAACCCCUUUGGCAAACGGAUCAUUUCAACACAUUUGUAGGUUUAAAACAUUUGGAGGAUAUUCCAGUAAAGCCAUGGUUUACGUGACUGUAGGUUUGUUGGUGUUUUUCUCUCUUCACAGCUCAGCACUCACCUCCCAAAAUGGCUCAGUGCUCCUCCCAAGGACUUUCUCUGGUCACUUCGUAAUGGUCACUGAUGAGCCUGUAGACUAUCUUGACCUGUCUGUGUUAGACAGUUUACCGGAUGACGGCGGAUCUGGCUCGGGGUCAGAGCAGGAGCACGUAAAAAAGCAUGGCUCCCACGGCCCACACCACCAUCCUCAGAAGCGUUAUUUUGUCUCAGAGGAAGCUAAAAGUUUUCUCCAGGGUCGCCUGGCAACAAGCUUCGUCCCAUCCAUUUACACCCUGGUCUUCAUCAUCAGCGUGCCGCUCAACCUUGUUGCCAUGGUGAUGUUUGUGCAUCACAUCAGACCCAGAAAACCAGCGGUGAUCUACAUGCUGAACCUGGCCUGUGCUGACCUGCUGUUCGGCCUGCUCCUUCCAUUCAAAAUCGCCUACCAUUACCAUGGCAAUAAUUGGAUCUAUGGUUCCUUCAUGUGCAGAGUUGUCACGGCAGCUUUCUACUGCAACAUGUAUUGUUCUGUCCUACUCAUCACAUGUAUCAGCAUUGACCGUUUUCUGGCUGUCGUUUACCCGAUAAACUCCCUGAUGUGGCGCAGCCCUCAGACUGCUUCAGCUGUGUGUGCUGCCAUGUGGCUGUUAGCCCUUGGAGGAGUAUCCCCUCUCCUGAUCUCUGGGCAAACCAUGUAUUUGUCAGACCUGGGCAUCACCACCUGCCAUGAUGUGCAGGAUGUGGAAGACCUACAAACGUACUAUCUUUACUUCUUCCCCAUCUACUCCUCUGUCUUCUUCUUCAUCCCUCUAAUCUUCACUGUUGUCUGUUACGUACGUAUUAUUCAAGCUCUGGCUGCAGCCAAUGUGGAGAACCGCUCCAGGAAGACUCGAGCAGUAGUGAUGGCCGUGGUUGUACUGGUGGUGUUUGUGAUCUGCUUUACCCCCACCAACGUCAUUCUCAUGGUUCACUAUGUUCAGCUGUCCCACAAGUCCAGUGACAGUUCCUACCAGGCGUACCUGCUCUCCAUGUGUGUAGGCAGUCUCAGCUGCUGUCUGGAUCCAGUCCUCUAUUACUUUGGCUCCUCUCAGUGCCAGAAGCAGGUGGCAGCACUGCUCAGAUGUAGGCGACUGACACAAGCAGAGAGCAGCUCAGGAACGCAAAGUACAAGAACCAGCGGGUGGACAGACAGCAACAAGCCAUGCAAAAUGGAGAGUGUUCAAACUCAUUACAGCAGGGAAAUCACCAGACAAUGCGAGUCAACUUCUGAAAGAGCUGCCCAGCAGAAGUUUCUCACAGCCUUGUAAAACUAUUGCUCGCCAUCCUUCAAGGGGCCCGCUGACAAGUAAACAACAUGAAAAGAAUAGUGCUGAGGUAGAACAAGAAUCCACAGUCCAUAGCUCUGCUUAGUACCUCCGUCUUUAACUACAUAUGCAGCAUGUGUUGGGAAAUGUUUUGCAUAAAUCACUGCACUUUUAAAUUUUGUCUUGUACUGUAUUAUAUGUCGGACCCCAGGAAGAAUAGCUGCAGUUCUGAUCCAAAUAAAACAAUAAAAC